Messenger RNA from Mytilus trossulus (common blue mussel), 1165 nucleotides. RefSeq lists its product as uncharacterized. Lineage: Eukaryota; Metazoa; Mollusca; Bivalvia; Mytilida; Mytilidae. The transcript has 2 exons. Bases 26 to 685 code for a protein of 219 amino acids. The record is from RefSeq and is a predicted model, not a curated record.
UUUUGCUCAGAAUGAUAACGGUUAUAUGAAUGAGGAAAGCGAAGUCAAAGAUACAACUCAAAGAUAUAAAACACAAACGUUUAUGAACAAGACUCGUAGGAAAAAACGACUUCAAAAUGCAUCAAAGGUUGACAAAUCUGGGAAACCAAUUAAGUCUGGAACGAAAGAUGCAUUUGGGUCAUCUCAGCGUCAGGUAGGGAAAGGAAACACACAGAGGGCGGAAAGAGAGGCCAACCAUUCCAAGAAGAAAGACGGUGUAAAUCCUUUUAAAAAGAACGUUGAUGUGACCAGGAGUACAGAAAUGACAUUCCAAAGUGAUUUAUACGUAGACAUGAAUCAGACUUCGUGUUACCAAUCUCAAACAGAAAAAUAUUCAGCGAAAAGAAAAACUAAUGGUCAAAAACUAAAAAAUAAAUUGAGGUCUUUUGUAGAUAAAUCUCCCCGAAAUAAUCAACAAAAUUAUGAAAAUAUUGACUUGAAGAAUACAGAUUCAAAAGUGAAAGUAACAGAACAUGAAUCUGUAGAAUCAGAUUAUGCAAAUAUAAGUUCUUCUCCUUCCGUAUCAACAGACUCCAAUUCGACAGAUUCUUCAUCAAGUCCGGAUGAACUGCAUGGAAACACAAUAAUAUAUAAAGCUAAAAAAGUAAAUAUUAUAAAGAUGUAUUCGAUCAACGAUGAAAAGUGAAAUGUACAAAUCAAAGAUUUAAAAGACGUAGCUGUAUGGGGAAUAUAAAAAAUCUAUUGAUAGAAAAUUUUGGGGCUUGUGUUUUCUUGAACAAAAGAAAGAAGCAAAGUGAAAACAUUUUUUAAAGUUAUACGGUAACCUUUUUUAUAGUUUAUAGUUUGUUCUUUUGUUAUACUGUUACUCAGCUGUCCAAGAUAACAGGAGGGUUUGACACUAGCAAACUACAGUUGAACCCUGCAACAUUCUGUAUAUGCCUGUCUCAAAUCAGGAACAUCUAUUCAGACGUUUUUUGUUUGUUACUGAGUAUUAUAUUUUUCGAUCAAACUUUUGUGAAAAAUCAGGCCAGUAAAUUUCUCGUUUGUAUUGUUUAAGUUGUCAUUUAUGGGCCAUUUAUAUCUGUCAAUUAGGUAUGCGCUUCGUUCAGCGGUGAGGGCCGUACGAUGACCUAUAGUUGUUAACUAUAUAUAAAAUUUGUGGAGC